AUAUUUCAACGUGCGCCAUUUUCUGCUCCUUAGAUCGAGUGGACGAGAACGUUGUGGAUGCCAUAGAUUUUGUUAUUUUUCCUUCACACUUACAGACGUCGGAAGUCUACUUUAAUUUGAUACAACCUGCAUUUGAAACCACUGAGCACAUUUGGAAAUGGCUACGGGAGCAAAUGCAACCCCUCUAGGGAAGCUGCACCCGAGUAUUGGCGCUAAAAGAGGAUUUGAAGCCGGGCCCGGUGCGGGGUUAAUGCCUCCACCGGGGCCGCCUGUGUCCUUUCCCUCAAUCGCAAAUUUUCAGCCCCCAAUGCCAAACGUCUCAUUUCCACAAGCUCACCCAGUUUUCAAUGCAGUGGCCUCAUUUUCCACAUCGCCACAACCACCCCAAGGAGUAGGAAUGCAGUCUCAGUCAGACUUCGGCCAGAAAAAGUCCAGGAAAAGGAGCCGCUGGAGUAGCGAGACCCCUGACCAGAAGACCAUCAUUCCUGGUAUGCCCACGGUCAUCCCGCCUGGACUGACUCGGGAUCAGGAGAGGGCAUAUAUAGUCCAACUGCAGAUCGAAGACCUGACUCGUAAACUGCGUACAGGAGACCUGGGAAUCCCUGUUAACCCUGAGGACAGGUCACCGUCUCCAGAGCCCAUCUACAACAGCGAGGGGAAGAGGUUGAACACCAGGGAGUACCGCACACGCAAGAAGAUCGAGGAGGAGCGUCACUCCCUCAUCACGGAGAUGGUGGGACUUAACCCGGAGUUCAAGCCCCCUGCCGACUACAAACCACCAGCCACUCGGGUCAACGACAAAGUGAUGAUUCCACAGGACGAGUAUCCGGAGAUUAACUUUGUGGGCCUGCUGAUUGGGCCACGUGGCAAUACCCUGAAGAACAUAGAGAAGGAGUGCUGUGCUAAGAUCAUGAUCCGCGGCAAGGGCUCGGUGAAGGAGGGAAAAGUGGGCCGUAAAGACGGCCAGAUGUUGCCAGGAGAGGACGAGCCGCUGCACGCCCUGGUCACCGCCAACACCAUGGAGAACGUCAAGAAGGCCGUUGAACAGAUCCGUAACAUCCUGAAGCAGGGCAUCGAGACCCCCGAAGACCAGAACGACCUGAGGAAGAUGCAGCUCCGAGAGCUGGCCAGGCUCAACGGGACCCUGAGGGAGGACGACAACCGGAUUCUGCGUCCGUGGCAGAGCACCGAGCCCCGCAGCGUCACCAACACCACCCUGUGUACAAAGUGUGGUGGAGCUGGACACAUCUCCUCCGACUGCAAGUUUACCAGCUCCUUUGCGGCACCCCGAGCCGGCGAGCCCCCCCAGUCUGCCCAGGACAAGGCCCGCAUGGACAAGGAGUACCUGUCUCUCAUGGCGGAGCUGGGCGAGGCCCCGGUGCCCUCCCCUGGCGGUGGUGGCGGACACUCCAACAACCAGAACAACAGCCACAACCGAGGCAGCAACAACAGCAGCAGCAACCAGCCACCGCCGCAGAGCCGCCCCCCCUGGAUGAACUCCGGCCAGUCGGAGAACCGGAGCUACCACGGCAUGCACGGCGGUCACGGCAACCAGGGCGGUCACGGCAACCACGGGGGCCACCACAGCUUCCCGCCCCCCAUGCCCAACAUGGGCGGCCAUCCGAUGCCCCCUAACAACGGGAUGCCGCCCCCGUGGAUGCAGCCGCCACCCCCCAUGGGCCAGGGUCACGGGCACCAUAUGGGUCUGCUGCCCCCCCCCAUGGGCAUGAUGCCGCCGCCGCCCCCGCCCCCUAACAACCAGCCGCCGCCGCCCCCCUCCGGCCCCCUGCCUCCAUGGCAACAGCAGGCCCCUCCGCCCCCUCCCACCAGUAGCAUGGCCUCUAGUGCACCGCUGCCAUGGCAACAGAAUACCACCACCACGUCCAGCCCUGGCACUGGUAACCUGCCCCCCUGGCAGCAGCCCCAGCAGUCCGCCUCCUCGGCCGCCCAGCCCCCUCCGCCCAUGGGCAACCCAUCUAUGGUUCCUCCUCCACCCGGGGUCCAACCGCCUCUGCCCCCGGGCGCUCCACCCCCCCCUCCUCCCCCGCCCCCCGGCUCGGCUGGCAUGAUGUACGCCCCGCCGCCGCCCCCUCCGCCCAUGGACCCCUCCAACUUUGUCACCAUGAUGGGAAUGGGGGUGCCCGGCAUGCCCCCGUACGGCAUGCCCCCGGCGCCGCCGCCUCCCCCUCCGCAGAAUUAGCUGCGCCUGUGUCCACCGGUCUCCACCACAGAGCGCUCCCGGAUGUUCCCCAGCACCAAGGAUUCAGAGCACAAUGUUCACUACCAGCUGCCCGAGGGACUGAGAUGCCGCUCUACCCAGAGCGUGUCGUCUUUAGUUCAGUGAAAUUGACCGGACUCAUACUUUACUCUUCACAGCUGCAGUGCAGAGAAACUCCUCAAAAUGGAAAAGGUGGUUUGGUUGAAUUUGUAAAUUUGCUUAACUUAAUUUUUCAGUUUUUUUGUUUUUUUUAAUUACCCCCCCCCCCCCUUUUUA
This is a messenger RNA of Esox lucius (northern pike), 2494 nucleotides long. It is a transcript of the gene sf1, whose product is annotated as splicing factor 1. Gene Ontology annotation, biological process: regulation of mRNA splicing, via spliceosome. The transcript has 12 exons. Gene Ontology annotation, molecular function: zinc ion binding; mRNA binding. Gene Ontology annotation, cellular component: nucleus. NCBI's taxonomy places the organism in Eukaryota, Metazoa, Chordata, Actinopteri, Esociformes, Esocidae. The coding region runs from base 158 to 2200 and encodes 680 amino acids. The record is from RefSeq and is a predicted model, not a curated record.